CUUAGCAGGGAAGUCUGGUACUGGCUCUGUUACAGUUCUGCUGAAACUCACACAUUGGGACUGAUUGUUUCUCUGUUUCAGCUGCGGGCUCGUUUGAUGAUGAGUGUCAUUGCAGUCCAGUCUGUGAAAAUGGUGACAGCCAACAUGUUGCUGAGGGUCUUCUUUGUUUCAGGUGCUCUGGCUGAUUGUCCUCACGGUCCAUCCCUAUUCAUUACUGCACCAAAGAACAUGGAAGCACUGAGUGGAUCUUGUCUGAUAAUCCCAUGUAACUUUAGUGCUAAACCAGAUCAGGAACUCAACAGCGUAAGAACCUUUGGAGUGUGGAUUAAAAAUGACUCCAGAUUUGGCAUCAAUAGAAAUAAUGUUAUUUUCAACAGUAGUGGGACAGUUACCACCUAUACAAUGAGUAUUACUGGAGACCUGAGUCAGAAAAACUGCACCACCUUGUUUUCCGGUUUAAUCACAAGUUACACUGACACAUACUUCUUCAGAAUUGAGAACGGGCCAUUUCUGGGAACAGCUUCUUGUGAUCGUCUUCAAAUAACAGUUCAAGAUUACCCCCCGAGCCCCAGAAUUGAGAUCUCAGGUGAUCUGAAGGAGAAGGAGUCUGUCACUAUAAGCUGCUCAGCUUCCACUCCCUGUCCACACUCCCCUCCUAAACUCACCUGGAAUCUCCAACAAGACCCUCCCAACACCAUAGAGGAGAACACAGAUCGGACCUUCACAACUAAAAUCCAGGAGACCAUCACUCUGUCAGACACACAUGAUGGAUUCACCAUCAGCUGUUCUGCCACAUAUCCUGUGAAUGAAGGAAGAGAAGUCAAGACAGCAGAGGAGAGAAAGACUCUCAAUGUUUCAUAUAAUCCAGAGUUUGGGGUUGAUGUCUACGUUACAGUGAAGAUCCUGGGAAUCAUAACGCUCUACAGUACACUCAUCAUCUUUGAGUGCUGGUUGAGAUCACAAUGCUGCAACAAACCAGUGAAGGACGCAGGAGAAGAAGACUACGUCAACAGAGUGAUUGAGAUUCAAGCAUCAUGAAGGUGAAGAGGAAAACAUCAUGAUCACCAUGAAUGGAAUAUUUCUCCAUUUCUUAUUCCUCCGAUUUAUUUUAGAAUUUAUUUGUAUUAAUUUCUGUGGGUCACCAUAAUCCGGUUCCAGGAAAUACAUCAAACAAGGCGAAACAACAAAUAAAAAAGAAACAAAAAAGAAAAUGAAGUAAAAAAGUAUUUGCCAACUAGUUGGAUAUCUUAUUCCCUCUAUAUCUUGAAAAAUACACAUUUUUGGAGAGAAUAUCAUUUUUCUGUUAGUAUACUUAGAUAACCAAAUCUCUAUACCCUCCCAAGUCUUCUUUAUUCCUUUGCAGUACCUAAAGGCAUGCAUAAGGGAGUCACCAUAUAGAUUACAUUUUAGGCAUAUAUCUGAUGAUGUGUUAUCAAACUUGUUUAUUUUAUCUCAUAGU
Messenger RNA from Perca flavescens (yellow perch), 1459 nucleotides. RefSeq names its product sialic acid-binding Ig-like lectin 7. The transcript is spliced from 7 exons. The coding region runs from base 97 to 1038 and encodes 313 amino acids. The record is from RefSeq and is a predicted model, not a curated record. Lineage: Eukaryota; Metazoa; Chordata; Actinopteri; Perciformes; Percidae.